CGGAGCGAUGCCGCGGGCGGCGCUGUCCCGAGCGGGCUCUGGGGCCGGAGUGGCCGCCGCCGAGCAGGGCUGCUGGACACCGCCAGGCGCAGAGCAGGUCCUAAAGGGGUGGACCAGUCUUCCCUCUGCCCUCCACCCUGUUGGAGUUGUUCUGAGGAGACAGCCCUUCAGUCCUGGCUGUCUGGAGAGGUAACCACCAUGCCACUGUCCCCACAAAUCGAGGCCCUCCACACCCAGAUGGCUCAGUAGCUUCAUCUGUCCUCUGCUCCCUGGCCCAGAGGCAGUCAAGGGAAGAGCAAUGGAGAUGUGGCUAGGCAGGCCCUGGCUGUGUGUGAUGCUGUUUCUGUACCUCCCUCAACUCUGCCUGGAUCAGGAGGUAUUGUCUGAAUAUUCUCUUCAGACACCCCUUGAGGGCCUGAUCCCUGAGGGUCUCUGGGGACCAUGGGGCCAGUGGGCCUCCUGUUCCCAGCCCUGUGGGGUGGGAGUGCAACGAAGAAGCCGGACUUGUGAACCUGGCCCAGGCCUGCCACUCCCUCCCCGACCCCCAAGACACCCAGAAGCCCAAAGUCCCCGCAGCCAGGACCCCAGACCCCAGAAUUCCCGAGAUCCUCAACCCCUCUACAGGCUGCAGCCUCGGGGAAGGGAUGGCCCCCUUCGAGGUCCUGCUUCUCAACUGGGGAGACAGGAGACCCAGAAGACUCAGGGGGCCCAGAGGUCCCGGAUUCGAGACCCCAUCAAGCCAGGGAUGUUCGGGUAUGGGAGAGUGCCCUUUGCCUUGCCCCUGCAUCGGAGUCGCAGGCACCCCCAGAGGCCCCGCAGACCUGAGCAACCCAAGACCUCUUCCAAGGAGGAAGAGACCCCUCCAUCCCGGACUUCAAGGCCAGAGCUGCCCUCUGCAAAUCACAGCCCUCAAACUCAAUUUCCAGAACUGCCUACCUACCCUCACUCUCCUCCAGCAGAAUCCCUAAGGCCUGAAACUACUCAGAAGCAGGUUCCCCUAGGAACCAGUCCUGCUCCCACACAGCCCCACUUCAGAGCACAGGGCUUUGGUACAGGGCCCCCUUUGCACACCCCUUCCUCUGGAGAGAGUGGAUCUUUCCAGGCAUUACCUCGACCACGACCACGAGUACCAACAUCCCAGGGUUGGACCAAUCCCCAGAGAGCAGAGAGACAUCCUCAUCCUUUCCCUCGGAGCCAAGGCCAGCAGAGUCCAGGGCACUGGAGACCUCGUGGCAGUCCUCACGGAUCCCCAGAUGGCUGGCUGCCUCUGCUGAGAGACUCCAGUCCCUCUUGGAGUCUCUUUGCUCCCAGUAGCCCUGCCCCAAAAUGUUCUGGGGAGAGUGAACAACUGAGAGCCUGCAGCCAAGCACCCUGCCCCCCUGAGCAGCCAGACCCCCGAGCCCUGCAGUGUGCUGCCUUUGACUCCCAGGAAUUCAUGGGCCAGCUGUACCAGUGGGAACCCUUCACUGAAGUUCAGGGCUCCCAACGCUGUGAACUGAACUGCCGACCCCGUGGCUUCCGCUUCUAUGUUCGUCAUACCGAAAAGGUCCAGGAUGGGACUCUGUGUCAGCCUGGAUUCCUGGACAUUUGUGUGGCUGGACGCUGUCUGAGCCCUGGCUGUGAUGGGAUCCUUGGCUCUGGCAGGCGACCGGAUGGCUGUGGAGUCUGUGGGGGUGAUGGUUCUACCUGUCGUCUCAUUUCGGGGAACCUUACUGACCGAGGGGGUCCCCUGGGCUAUCAGAAGAUUCUGUGGAUACCAGCAGGAGCCUCUCAGCUCCAGAUUGCCCAGCUCCAGCCCAGCUCCAAUUACCUUGCACUUCGAGGCCCUGGUGGCCGCUCCAUUAUCAACGGAAACUGGGCUGUGGAUCCCCCAGGGUCCUAUAUGGCCAGCGGGACCAUCUUCCAGUAUAACCGUCCCCCUCGGGAGGAGGGCAAGGGGGAGAGUCUGUCAGCCGAAGGCCCUACCACCCAGCCUGUGGAUGUCUAUAUGAUCUUUCAAGAGGACAACCCAGGUGUUUUUUAUCAGUAUGUCAUCUCUUCCCCUUCUCCAGUCCUUGAGAGCCCUGCCACAGAGCCUCCUGCCCCUCAACUUCAGCCUGAGAUGCUGAGGGGAGAGCCCCUACCCGCUUCAGUCCCCCGCCCAAUUCGGACUCCAGGCAUCCUCCAGCGUCAGGUGCGAAUCCCCCAGGUGCCUGCCCUGAGUCAUCGCAGGACACCCUUGGGGUCUGGAGUGGGAUACUGGAAACAAGUCGGGCACUCCGAGUGUUCAGCAUCCUGUGGCAAAGGUGUUUGGCGUCCCAUUUUCCUCUGCAUGUCCCUUGAGUCAGGAGAGGAGUUGGAUGAACACAGCUGUGCCAUGGGUGCCAGGCCCCCAGCCUCCCCUGAACCCUGCCAUGGUCCCCCAUGUCCUCCAUACUGGGAGGCUGGUGAGUGGACAUCCUGCAGCCGCUCCUGCGGCCCCGGCACCCAGCACCGCCAGCUGCACUGCCGACAGGAGUUUGGGGCCGGUGGCUCCUCGGUGCCUCCAGAGCGCUGUGGACAUCUCCCUCGGCCCAAUGUCACCCAGACUUGUCAGCUGCGCCUCUGUGGCCAUUGGGAGGUUAGCUCUCCCUGGAGCCAGUGCUCAGUGCGCUGCGGUCGUGGCCAGAGGAGCCGGCAAGUUCGCUGUGUUGGAAACAAUGGUGAUGAAGUGAGCAAGCAGGAGUGUGCUUCCGGACCCCCACCACCUCCAAGCAGAGAGGCCUGUGAUAUGGGACCUUGUACCACGGCCUGGUUCCACAGCGACUGGAGUUCCAAGUGCUCAGCCGAGUGUGGGACAGGGAUCCAGCGACGCUCUGUGGUCUGCCUUAGGAGUGAGGAGAACCUUCAGGGAGACCAGGAAGAAGCAGGAGCAGGAGCCAGUGUGCAGGGCUGCCCUCCCAGGAGCCGCCCUCCUGACAUGCGUGCCUGUAGCUUAGGGCCCUGUGAGAGGACAUGGCGCUGGUACACAGGGCCCUGGAGUGAGUGUUCCUCUGAGUGUGGCUCUGGCACACAGCAUAGAGAUAUUAUCUGUGUGUCCAAACUGGGAGCUGAGUUCAACGUGACAUCUCCCAGCAACUGUUCCCACCUACCCCGGCCCCCUGCCUUGCAGCCCUGUCAAGGGCAGGCCUGCCAGGACCGAUGGUUUACUACACUCUGGAGUCCGUGUUCUCGCUCCUGCCAGGGAGGCAUGCAAACAAGGGAAGUUCAGUGCCUGAGUGCCAACCAGACUCUAAGUGCCCGAUGUUCUUCCCACCUGAGACCUUCCAGGAAAAGACCCUGUAACAGCCAACCCUGCAACCAGCGCCCUGAUGACCAAUGCAAAGACAGCUCUCCACACUGCCCCCUGGUGGUACAGGCUCGGUUCUGCGUCUAUCCCUACUACACAGCUACCUGCUGUCGCUCUUGUGCUCAAGUCCUGGAGCGGUCCCAGCCCGAGCCUGCUUGAAAUGGGUCUAAGAGACCGUCUUCAUGGUUUUCUAAUGCCAUCAUUGGUCAUCUAUUGAUCAGCCUACUUUGUACCCUCUGGUUGUCCAACCUGUCCAGUCUCACCAGGGAUGUCCUCCAGGGUGACUGAGGGUGGCAAGGUAAAUGAAUGACAGAGCUGCUACUGGGUCUGUAUGGUGGUGUAAUGGUCUGUUGCACAGAUGCCCCCAGAUAUGUACCUGGGUCUACCCACGUGGUUGCCCUCAUAUAUGUAUCACUUCCCCAAAAGUAGACUGAGAAGGAAUGGGGUGUGGACAGUACCUGUUUCUCUGAAGAUUUUCGGUGCUGAGGAGAGCACCUGAACUAAGACGGUACGCUCCUCAUCAGUUCCAAUUUUAUGACCCAACCCUCAUUUCUCAUGUUUAGGCCUCUCGUUUCUUCUCAGCCACCCUGUUGUUUCCACCACACCACUGUCCCUUAUCAAGUCUCUAUCCCUACCUUCCUAAUUAGCUAAGGGUGGCAGUCAGCUUCUGCCAAUCCUAUCUUACCCACCAAGGACCACCUCCCUCCUCUCCAGAGCAGGGACCAAUUGAGAAGAGGGUGCAGAAAAGUCAGCAUAAGACACCCUAGCCCUGGCACCCCACUUCACACCUCCUCAAAUGGUCCCACCCAGAACUAAUUUAUUUUUAAUUAAAGUUGAUUUUGACAAAUGAGAA
Molecule: messenger RNA, 4160 nt
Organism: Nannospalax galili (Upper Galilee mountains blind mole rat)
Lineage: Eukaryota; Metazoa; Chordata; Mammalia; Rodentia; Spalacidae
Gene: Adamtsl4
Product: ADAMTS like 4
Exons: 18
Coding region: 299-3466 (1055 amino acids)
Biological process (GO): extracellular matrix organization
Cellular component (GO): extracellular matrix
Molecular function (GO): metalloendopeptidase activity
Source: RefSeq, a predicted model, not a curated record